AUGGCCACCUCAACAGCUUUAACCGCAACAUACAAUCUAGGAACAAGCGCAACCUCCUCAUCAGCCACUUCCACCAACUACCCUGUAUUUCCCAAUCCAGACUACGUGCAGAAAUUCUUCGUCUCCCAAAAUAGUGGCCUCACAAACCUCGACAUAGACCUAUACAACGAAUGCUACCUACCUUAUAGAAAUCUCCCGCACCAUAGUCAGAAUGCACGCAGGGACACAGAUCUUUCUAUUGGUCAAAACCCUACAAUCGCGCAACCAACGUACCAGAUCGAUCAGGCCCCGUGUAAACGGCAGGCGGCGAUAAAUGCGAACUGCUACUACCAGAACACGAACGGGAAGCUCUCAGGUCUACAGACUUAUUCGGGCGACUGGGAUGCUCAGCAAAAGUGCUUUUGUGAAAUCUAUCCUUUCUUUGAUUCGGCGACUGGUUGUCAGGAGUGUUUCCGGGAUCAUGGUGGUAUUGAAGGCUAUCAUUGGUUUCCGGAGACUUAUCUCUCCGCCGUCUCGAGCACUUACUGUAAUGCCAAUCCCCAAACGACGGGGUUUUAUGCCGUUGCUCAUGAGUACUCGGUUUCGAACAAGGCUAGUGUGCCCACCACUACUGCUAGCGAUAUCUUGGGUACGCAGACCGCUGCUAGUCUUUACUACACCUAUGAAGCUGAACGCACGAAGAAGAGCGCUGCAGUCCACUCCCUGAGCUUGCGACAGUCCCUCGUUGUCGCGCUACCGUUGCUUUUAAUGCUUCUUCAUUAA
Messenger RNA from Penicillium taxi, 762 nucleotides. RefSeq lists its product as uncharacterized. The transcript is spliced from 2 exons. Lineage: Eukaryota; Fungi; Ascomycota; Eurotiomycetes; Eurotiales; Aspergillaceae. The record is from RefSeq and is a predicted model, not a curated record. Bases 1 to 762 code for a protein of 253 amino acids.